AUUCUUAAUUCUUUACCCCGUAGGUCACGUACGAUCAUACAGAACCUCUAAUAACCUAGCACUUCGCGGUCGUGUUAUUGCCACUUCGUACACGACGAUUGUUUGCAAUUUUUUCGCACUUACCGAGAUGUACGUGCAUGGUUUAUUAAAUUUCGAAAGGUUUCUGACUUAACGCGUAACUGUUUGUCAUCGAAAAAUGCCUGCGCAACUAAGCAAACUCAUCGACAUACAAUGCAAGGAUUACUCGCAUCAUUGGACGAACUCCUGCGCGGCUGCGGCAGCUGGUCUCGGGUUGGAUUCUAUUCCAGAAUGUCUAAAGUUAUAUGCCACCGUUUAUAUAGCCGCACUUUUAAUGAAAGGAAAGAUACCAUCCAAAGAAGAUGCUAGAAAAACAAUGUUAGGCCUUUUGCAAUCAACAGCGUUUCUCUCGUGGAGUGCCUUCUCAUAUUCCGUCUUUAUUUGCUUCUUAAGACAAAUACUUGGCAACUUCAAUUUUCUGACUGUAUCAUUUCUUCCAUCCUUUUUAUCUAGUAUAACAGCUAUUGUUAUAGAGAGACCAUCAAGACGUCCUUUAUUAAGUUUAUAUGUAGCUAAUCUUGCAACAGAAACACUAUUUAAAAUGGGAGUUGCAAGGGGUUAUUAUACUCCUGUUCCACAAGGUGCAACAUAUAUUUUUGCUACAAGCAUAGCACUAUUACUUUAUUUUUAUCGUUCUAGACCAAAUAAAGAACCUUCUAUGUAUAGGAUAUUUAGAAUUCUUGUUGGGAAAUAUGAAGAAUAUGAUUUUGCUACAAAAAAAGACAAUUUACAUUGCAAUACACAAAUACGUUCUGAUGGUGAAGGCAAUGCUAGUAAUAGUUCAGAAAGGCGUGAUGUAAAUAAAAAAUCUUGUAAAAAGAAUUUUAAUAUAUUUAUGAAAUCCCUUGAAGUAUAUAGCAAAAUUAUAGAAAGAUUAAAACUUCAAGGAAAACAUAGUUCCUGUUUACAUCCUUUUAGUUGUGCUCAUCACAUACUAAAGGGUGUGAUGGAACUAUUUAGUUAUGCUCUAAGUGCUCAAUUAGUAAUUAAUUUGGUCUUUGGUAUUAAGAAAUUAUUUGUGAACCCACUGUCAAUAAGAUCAAUGAUUUUUAAAAAAAGUAAUCUAAAUCUACCUAUGUUUUUGGGUGGUUUUGCAGGAAUUUAUAGGCUAAUAUCCUGUUUGUUAAGGAGAUUCUUAGAGAAAGAUUCUCCUUGUCACGCAAUUCCUGCUGGACUUAUUGGUGGUUUAACAUUUAUGUUUUACAGUAGUAAUACAAUAGCUUUAUAUUUUAUGUGGAAAGCUUUGCAGUUGUCAUGGAAUGAUCUUGUGGAACAAAAUAUAGUACCUGAAGUAAAGUGGUUUGUAAUUUUUUUAUACUGCUUUUGUACAGCAGUACUCUUCCAUGUAGCAAUCUUUGAACCACACCUUUUAAGGUCUUCCUAUUGGAAAUUUUUAUACGCUAUAUCUGGAGGAAGGAUAGCAUCAAUGUCUCGAGUACCAUUAAACGUAUUUGGUUUGGACUCAACUAAACAUCUUGCAGAUGUACUCAAAAAAACCAAAACUACCGAUAAAAACACUUUUGCUUUUUAAUUGAAAAAAGAAUGUACUAGGAAGGAAGGAACUAUGUUGAUCUUUAUUAUUUGAGUAAAAUAUCCGAGAAUCAAUAACACGAUUUGAAAUGUUUGUUUUUACGUAAAAAGUAUAAAAGAAACUUGUUAGCAAGUAUACGUGCUAUUGAGUACGCGUGUACUGAAGUAAGAUUGUAGACACUCAAGAGGUUCGGAGAAUGCUUCUUGUCUAAAAAAAAAAAAAAAAAAAAACACCUAACGCGUACCCAUGUACCGUGCCAGUGCAUCUGUACUGAUCGGAUUGUUCAAGAAUUUGUAAGAACAAAAACCUUUUUCCAUUUUACUUUUGUAACAUUAUAUAAAAUGUUAGUUAAUAUUACGUCAUACAUAAAAAAUAUAUGUUAACAUUUUUGCGAGAAUAAGUUGAAAUUUCUUUCGUACUAUGAGCAGAUUAACAGACCAAAGUACGAAGCUUUCAUCCAUGGAUUGCCGUAGGCGGAGUCAUUUCUAUUCCCCUUACCUCAUGAUACCCCUUAAAUGCCCGAAAUAGUAUUUCGGUACGCUUGUACUUGAUAAAUACUCAUACUGAAAUUUUCCAGGAAAAAAUAGUAAAAUAUUCUAAAAUAAAUAAGUAAACGAUAAUUUCAUAAAAAGCUGCAUUUAAGAUCAUGAACUGCAUCUGAAUAUUUAUUAAGUACAUUUAUACUUGCAUUAGUGUAUGUUAUAGAAUAAGAAUAUCUUGGCUCCGCCUACAGUGCACGUAUACUCAUCAAUAUGGAAUGAGAAAUAUUCUUCUGACCUCUUAAUAUUUCAGAAAUAUCUAUCACAAUCAAGUGCACAUAUAUGGAAUAAGUACAAAGUCGAUCUUU
Messenger RNA from Frieseomelitta varia, 2456 nucleotides. Its product is annotated as transmembrane protein 135-like. Bases 197 to 1609 code for a protein of 470 amino acids. The transcript is spliced from 10 exons. NCBI's taxonomy places the organism in Eukaryota, Metazoa, Arthropoda, Insecta, Hymenoptera, Apidae. The record is from RefSeq and is a predicted model, not a curated record.